This is a messenger RNA of Pyrus x bretschneideri (Chinese white pear), 1144 nucleotides long. RefSeq names its product ethylene-responsive transcription factor ERF105-like. NCBI's taxonomy places the organism in Eukaryota, Viridiplantae, Streptophyta, Magnoliopsida, Rosales, Rosaceae. Bases 16 to 945 code for a protein of 309 amino acids. Gene Ontology annotation, molecular function: DNA-binding transcription factor activity; DNA binding. The transcript has a single exon. The record is from RefSeq and is a predicted model, not a curated record. Gene Ontology annotation, biological process: regulation of DNA-templated transcription; ethylene-activated signaling pathway.
UUUCGAGUUUCUAAAAUGGCAUCAGAAGCUUCAGCUCUGGAGCUGAUUAGGCAACACCUUCUGAAUGAAUUUACCACAAUGGAUAGCUUCAUCGCUAGUCUCGACCUUUGCACCUCUGUCCCCCAACAAGAUGAAAUUGCCCAAUCACCCUUUAACACAACUUCCUCCUCCUCGUCUACCACCACCAACGGUGGUAGUGAGUCUACUGACCAAUAUUUCAAAAUCUCUGAUUACUUAGUCCCAGAAAUUGAUCAAGACACCGAAUUCGAAACCAAACCCCAAAUCUCCCACCCAAAACCACCAAAACACUCGACUCUCAGCCACCGCAAGCCCCCCAUAAACGUGGCAAUUCCAUCCCCACCACCUCUGUCUUCUUCUUCUGCUGAUGAAGAUCACAACACAUCGAACACUUCCACUAUGGUUGAAGCUGCUGCAAGGCACUACAGGGGUGUGAGGAGAAGGCCGUGGGGAAAGUACGCGGCGGAGAUUCGUGAUCCAAACAGAAGGGGUUCCCGGGUUUGGCUCGGAACCUUCGACACCGCCGUUGAAGCGGCCAAAGCUUACGACGUUGCUGCUUUCAAUCUGCGUGGAAGCAAAGCAAUUCUCAACUUUCCACUUGAAGCUGGAAGAUCAGCAGAACUCCCAGCCGAUCAUCCUCUGCUGGCCAGCAGGAAAAGGAGGAGAGAACAUAGCACUGAAAUUCAUGAGAAUUCUGGUGAGAUGAUCAGAAACAAAGAGAUAAAGAAAGAGGAGGAUGUUCAGGAGAUGAAAAGCUCCGCCCAAGAGAGAGUUUCGACCGCCGUUUGCCCAUUAACACCGUCUAGUUGGGCGGCGGUUUGGGAUAUGAGCAAAGAAAACGAACAGGGGAUUUUCAGUGUGCCUCCUCUGUCUCCGUUAUCUCCUCACCCCAAUUUCAUGGGAUAUCCUCCGCUCAUGGUUAUUUGAAUUUUUAAUUUCUUGGGUAUCAUUCUUUGAUUGCCAGAGUUUAAAUUUGUAUCGUCCAUCUGCAAAAAAGCAUAAAAAACGGGGUAAUGUAAAUAGUUCAGACCAGCACGUAUUGAAGAACUCAUAUUGUUUUUUUUUUAAUUUGAUUUGUUUAUUUAUUCCUUUAAUCUUUUUAUAAUGAAAUGCAAUUUUAUAUGAA